Molecule: messenger RNA, 362 nt
Organism: Macrobrachium nipponense
Lineage: Eukaryota; Metazoa; Arthropoda; Malacostraca; Decapoda; Palaemonidae
Exons: 3
Coding region: 27-362 (111 amino acids)
Source: RefSeq, a predicted model, not a curated record
CGGCGAAAUAGAUACAAGAAGACGCCAUGUGCUCUAAGGUCCUACUCGUAUCCUUCUGCCUUGUGGCUUUGGCCAUGGGACGCCCUGAUGGUUCCCAUGCUCCUGCAGGAUACGGCUACGAAGCCCCUAGACAUCAGCCGAGCUACGAGGAUGGGAGGCCAUUCGACUACUCCUACGUCGUUCAAGGACGCCUACCAAAACCUCGACUUCGGUCACAAGUCCACCUCCGACGGGAAGGUGGUGACCGGCGACUACCACGUCCUCCUCCCCGACGGUCGCAAUCAGACCGUCGUUUACACCGCCGACGGCUACAACGGCUACCAGGCUCAGGUCGCUUACCAUGGAGUAGCCAAUUACCCUGA